GAAUCUGAAAGCAAAGAGGAAGAGAUCAGAUCGGUCAGUCACCCCAAGAGACACCACAGUUGAAAGUUUGGAAUUAAAAAAAAAGUUUUUUUUUUUCCCCAUUUCCUUUUUCCCCCCUGCGGGUCACUACCAUGGUCAGAAAGCCUGUGGUGUCCACCAUCUCCAGUGGGGCUUACCUGCAGGGCAGUGCUAAUGGGAGGCUGCCUGCCCUGGGCAGCAAGGAGCCGCCUGGGCAGGAGAAAGUUGUGCUGAAGAAGAAAAUCACCCUGUUGAGAGGAAUCUCCAUCAUCAUUGGCACCAUCAUCGGAGCAGGAAUCUUCAUCUCUCCGAAGGGCGUGCUCCAGAACACAGGCAGCGUGGGCUUGUCCCUGGUGGUCUGGACGGUCUGUGGGGUCUUGUCCCUGUUCGGAGCCUUGUCCUAUGCUGAACUGGGAACUAGUAUAAAGAAAUCUGGUGGUCAUUACACAUAUAUUCUAGAAGUCUUUGGCCCAUUACCAGCUUUUGUGCGAGUCUGGGUAGAACUGCUCAUUAUACGCCCUGCAGCCACUGCUGUGAUAUCUCUGGCAUUUGGACGCUAUAUUCUGGAACCAUUUUUUAUUCACUGUGAAAUUCCUGAACUUGCAAUCAAGCUCGUUACAGCUGUGGGCAUAACUGUGGUGAUGGUCCUAAAUAGCAUGAGUGUCAGCUGGAGCGCCCGGAUCCAGAUUUUCCUAACCUUUUGCAAGCUCACAGCAAUUCUGAUAAUUAUAGUCCCUGGAGUGAUGCAGCUAAUUAAAGGGCAAACACAGUAUUUUAAAGAUGCCUUUUCAGGAAGAGAUGCAAGUAUUAUGGGAUUGCCACUGGCUUUUUAUUAUGGAAUGUAUGCGUAUGCUGGCUGGUUUUAUCUCAACUUUGUUACUGAAGAAGUAGAAAAUCCUGAAAAAACCAUCCCCCUUGCAAUAUGUAUAUCCAUGGCCAUUGUCACUGUUGGCUAUGUGCUAACAAACGUGGCCUACUUCACAACCAUUAGUGCCGAGGAGCUGAUGCUCUCAAAUGCAGUGGCCGUGACCUUUUCUGAGCGGCUCCUGGGAAAUUUCUCAUUAGCGGUUCCGAUCUUUGUUGCCCUAUCCUGCUUUGGCUCCAUGAAUGGCGGUGUGUUUGCUGUCUCCAGGUUAUUCUAUGUUGCAUCCCGGGAGGGUCACCUUCCAGAAAUCCUCUCUAUGAUUCACAUCCGGAAGCACACUCCUCUGCCAGCUGUCAUUGUUUUGCACCCUUUGACAAUGAUAAUGCUCUUCUCUGGAGACCUCUACAGUCUUCUGAAUUUCCUCAGUUUUGCCAGGUGGCUUUUUAUUGGGCUGGCAGUUGCUGGGCUGAUUUAUCUUCGAUACAAACGCCCAGAUAUGCAUCGUCCUUUCAAGGUGCCGCUGUUCAUCCCAGCUUUGUUUUCCUUCACGUGUCUCUUCAUGGUCGCCCUUUCCCUUUAUUCAGACCCAUUUAGCACAGGGGUUGGCUUCAUCAUCACUCUGACUGGGGUUCCUGCCUACUAUCUCUUUAUUAUAUGGGACAAGAAACCCAACUGGUUCAGAAGAAUGUCAGACUUUAUAACCAGAACAUUACAAAUAAUAUUGGAAGUUGUGCCAGAAGAAGAUUGUCAUAAAUUAUGAAUUAAUGCAUUUGAAAUCUUGGCGUUCAGUCCUUGGCUUUAUUUCUGCCCAAAGGCUGAAACAAAAAAAAAUGGGUCUUCACUCCUUUUUAUGAAAAUCCAGAGGAUUGCAACUUUGGGGAUCGACUAAAGGAAUCGGUUAUUUCUACUUAAUUUUCCAGUGUUUUCAAAGUGGUUACUAAGAAAUUUAGUUAUUACUCCAUGUAGUUCUAGAAAGCUGAUAUGCAGAUAUACCAUAAGUUCAUAUGAUCACUGAGUUCCCUAUACCUACCUGUUGAGGUUAGGGAAAAAGACUAUAGAAUGUACAAUUACUAUAGUCAUCUUUGUCUGUAAGAUAUCUUAUGGCUAAGAACCUUCAAAUUGAAGACUGAGAUGUUUUCUGCAUAUUGGGGUUUUGUAAAAACAAUUUUUAUAUACUGUAGAUGACUGUACUGUGAAAAUUGUUUUCUACUCUUUUGGGUAAAGAAAAGUGUGUAUCAUCGUUAUGGACAGUGGAAAGAAAUUUAUUUUACAUAGGCAUAGCAUUGCUUCCCAUAGAUACCAACUUAGAUAUCAUUCAUGUUUUAAAGGAUUAUAUCCAGAGCAUUUUGAACAAGAACAGAGUGGGUAUGCCUAAUUUUAAUGAAUCCAUUAAAGAAGAGCUUCUAGGGGUUAUUGUUUAGGAGGCAAAUCCAGGAAUUAUGUUUAAGCAAAAAAAUAUCCUUGAGAAUAUCAUGUUAGGAUUUUUUUAUUCAUUCAUUAUCAGGAAGCUCCAUGGAUACAUGCCAUUUUGUUUUCAUGGUAGCCUAAUUAGCCAAUUAGCCAAUUGAUCAGGAGAAGAUGUAGCACCUUUCUUAGAGUAAAGCAAUAGUUAGUUUGGUAUUAAAUUCUCUUAAGCACAGUUAUAUGUUUCACUAAUAAUUUACUGUUUGAUAAAUGUGUCUAAAUAUGUGCCUUUUAAAUCUUCAAAUUAACAAUAUCAACAGAAGACAGAAAUCACCAAGAGAGAAAAUGUCCAAAAUAUAUUGCCCAGAUCUAUGGUUCUAUAUACAUUGUUAGUGAUUCUGAAUAAUAUUUUAAUUUCAAAGCUGUUUUUACAUGGUGAUGAAUUUUGACAGUUUGUACCUUUUCUCUUUGGGCAAAACUGUCCAGAUCAAUUAGGAAAAGACAUAUGCAGGAGGCUCGGGUUCAGUCCCUGGGUUGGGAAGAUCUGAAGAAGGAAACAGAAACCCACUCCAGUAGUCUUGCCUGGGAAAUCCCACAGAGGAGCCUGGCAGGCUACAGUCCAAGGGGACUCAAAGGGUUGGACGUGACAGCAUGCACGCAUGCUAAAGAAGAAAUGUCACUGCUAAAUAAGAUUUACAAUUGAUGUUUCUAAAAAAAUUUUCCAUUUCUGUAUUUAGGAUUGGUCAGUAAUCUCAGUAAUCUCUUCACCUUAAUUAUCAUUCAACUUGUGAAAGAGAUGACUAAUAACAAAUUCGUGGAAAGAAACUGCAUGCAGUGUAUAUAUUCAGACAGGUAUUGUCAUGCUAGGUUUAGAAAACAUUGUGGAAUUUUCAAAUAAGAAUACUAUAAUGAAAUUUCUUAACUCUUACUUAAGUCUUGGAUUGAAUAGUCACAGCCAGAAUAUUUUUCAUUCUUUAAUUUUUGUCCAUUUGAAAAAAAGAAGUUUUGGAAAAAUUAUACUGAUUAAAAUUAGUAACAGAUAUCGAGUUCAUAGGCAGUUGAUAAUAAUUUGAAACAAUUACAAUUCAUUAACUUUCAUUUCAUCAAUUUCAAUUGCAAAAUUUAAUUAAUUAAAUUUCCAUUUAAUGUAUAUCUGAGAUUGAAAUUUUUUUGCCCAAACCUAGUGUUUGGGUCUUUAGAUGAAUUUAUAAAAAUUCCUUCCUUUUCUCUUACCAUAGGUUCUUAAAAUUGGAUAUGAAAUUUAUACUUCUUAUAUCCUUUUGUCUACAUCUCUUCCCACUGAAUAUUUGCUAAAAGUAAAAACAAAUUUCUUGUAUACUAUUUUUUAUAGUCUAGGCCCAUAUAAUCUAAACUAGCAAACUCUUCUGGAAUUUUUUUUUUCCCUAAUGGGAAAAAAGUAAUGGUGAAGCAUCAUGGAGAAGUUUGUAUACUUGAUUAUUCCUGACGUUACUGUACUUAUAUCAACAGUGACAGAUAGGUCUCCUCAUUUUAUUUUUUCUUUAGUUUUGGUUCUAGUUUCUAUUUUAAAGGACUUCCCUGGUGGCUCAGAUGGUAAAGCAUCUGCCUACAAUGCGGGAGACCCACGUUCGAUCCCUGGGUUGGGAAGAUCCUCUGGAGAGGGAAAUGACAACCCACUCCAGUACUCUUGCCUGGAAAAUCCCAUGGAUGGAGGAGCCUGGUAGGCUACCGUCCAUGGUGUCGCAAAGAGUUGGACACAACUGAGCGACUUCACUUUCUCUUUUUAAUAUAUCAUUGUACAAAUUGACUAGAUUGCACAUUAUUUUCAUCAUUUUAAAAAAUGAUUUUAUCAUUGUUGAAUUUCUAAUUGCAAUGCCAUUUUAAUCAGAUGGAAAGUCAGUUAGCAAUUUUUUUAAAGUGAUGAUUAAUUUGUAUUUCUACUUAUUCUUAAGAUACAUCAUGACAAGACACAGGCCUUCUGUAAUCAUUCAUUUAAUAUUCACAUUUAUUUGAAAUGGUUUUAUGUCAGGCAGAUUCUAGUUUGAAAACUCUCCUACACACUUUUUUGUAUAUGUGUAUUUUUAUACUAAAUAUUUUUUUCUCAUAUCUUUAGGAAAAUUUUUUCUCAUAUAUAUUUUUUAUAUAUUGAACUUUUGUAUGUGAUAUAUUUGUACCAAUGUACAUUUUCAAAUGUUUAGAUACAUUUUAUCAGUUUAUUAUAACCCAAAAAGUAUAAGUAGACAGUAUAGUUUACAACAACUUAUAUAACAUUUUCAAAUGUUCUGCUUUUUUGGUACAUAGAUUCUCAAGUGUUUAAUUAUGAAUUAAAUAGAUCUAGUAAUGACUUCCAAAGCUCAAGCAGUCUGAUAGAUGAAAUGGAAUGACACUCCUCACACAAUUAUGAAUAUUUCAGUAAAAAUUUUUGACCCCCUUUAAAAAAUAUUGGAUUAUUUUUCUGAGAAUUUUUUCUUCUGUGUAAUGAAGAAAACUGACCAUUAUGAUUGGUGUCUUGGUCAGCUAGAAGUAAACUCCCUUCUUGUCUUUCAUUAGGAGAUUAAAGAGUUGUCUUAGAAAAGAUGGCCAAACUUAAACAUUAGAUGUGUGUAUAUACACAUUUGCAUACGUACUUGUAUCUAUCCCACUUGUGAGGUGCAAAGUUAGGGCAGAGUAUUAGCUUACAUUAGCAGUUCAUGGUGGUUUCUCUAACACUAAGAUAAUAUACGUUGAAGCAAGUUUCUAGAUUGUUUUGUGUGUCUGGUACAAUUGUUUCCCCACUGCUAUUUGAUACAUCAACAUGGUUAACAUGAGUAUAAUUACAUAACUCAAAUAGAAUUCUAAGUUGAACUGAAUCAGUCUUCAGGAAACUCAUUAUCUCUAGUAUUUGAGAUGUAUGUAAUGCCAACUUAGAAAGGGCAUACCUUUGACCUGUAGCUGAUUUCUUACAGUCAAGGAAUGGGUUAUGAAGAGAUAGAAACUGAUAGAGGGUAGGAGGAAAUGAAAGGUAGUGUGUGAUUGGAGGUAGCAAUAUUCUGGUCUAACAUUAUGCAAUAUAGUCAGAGAAAUUUGUAAAAAUUAACUGCUGUACACCGAUAUCCCUAAAAGCUAAUGAAAUGUAAGGUUCAGUGCCUGUCACUUAGACAUGCCUUUGUUUGGGUCCUGUAUCCCAUUUUGCAUUAGGAAUUUUGUGUUACUUUUCUUGAAGAAGAUUGGCAAAAUUAUAUAUAUACUUCUGGCCUUACAAAAUCUGCAUCUGUCCCUGUGAGAACAAACGAAGGACUCUCAUUACUUUUUCUACUAGAAAUCUCAUUUGUUGGAUAUAUUUUUAAGGAAUAUAGUUGUGAGUUAAUUUAAUUAUCUCUCUGUAACUAUAGAGUGGCUUUCUCCUAAUAUGUAUUAUAUGUAACAUACAAGGAGAGAGUUGCACUUUUGACAUAUUUUAUGUGUCAGUUCUGAAUGAUAGGAAAACAAUGAAAUUUUAAUUGUAGCUCUUUUUCUUAGUUUGGAAAGAAAUAUGGAGAUAUUUGAGAUUUGAAUGCAGAUGAGUCAAGAAAUUUUAUUUUAGGUUAACCCUGCUUCAUUUCACCCUGUGUGAUAUGCUGCAUGUUGGUAUUGAUCGUGUCUACAGAGCUACAUUUCCUGACUUUCCUAACCAUUCAAAGUCAGGAACCAAAGCAUGUCAUUGUGUAACUGAAGAGAAGCUCACGGCGGAUGUAAGUUAGAGUAGAUAAUGAGUCAUUUUGACAGCUUCUGCUUACAUUAUUUAUAUAAAGGUAGAAGAAGUAUUAGGGCUUCCCUGGUAGCUCAGUGAUAAAGAAUCUAUCUGCGAUGCAGGAGAUGUGGGUUUGAUCCCUGGGUUAGGAAAAUCCCCUGGAGGAGGGCCUGGCAACCCACUCCAGUAUUCUUACUGGGAAAAUCCCAUGGACAGAGUUUAUUACCUAUAAAUGUAUUUUAGGUUAAUUUUCUGAGAAACUAUUUUUAAUUUAUCUCAAUAUAUAUAAUACCUAAAAAUGUAACCUCUAGGGAUUAUUAGUACUGUACUUAGGAAGAUAUUUUAAUAGUCAAUUUUGGGAGAUAAUCCUUUCUUUUUUUGGUUGCAUUUACAAAUUAGUUGGCAUCUAAAAAUAAAUGCUUGGUCUAUUUUUAGGUCUGAUACAAAUUCACAAAGGUGUUCAUCAUGGUCUCGCCGAAAGUUCAUCAAUUUUCCAUAUGUUGUGAGAUAUUGUCAUCUCAUCAGGAUAAGUGAUAUUUUUGAACCAUUUCUCUGUUCCUUUUAGUUAAUCAGUGAUUCUCUUUAUUUUUCAUUUUUUUGACAAGUUAUUUUCAAAAUAAGAGUGAGCCUUAAUUUAACUUUACACAAUUACUUGAUAUUCUUAGCAUGAAAUUACCACUUCAGUUAGCUGUGGGUACUUAGGAGGCCCUGCCACCUUCUCUUUGUUACCAUUGGCUUUAAAAUAUCGGUGGAGGAUGGUUAUGGUCUCCAAAUAAUUAUCUGUUACCUGUGUGUGUUUUGGCUACUUGGACCAAGGGUACAUGUAUAGUAUCAAUAACUGCCUUAACAGUUUUAUAGAUAACAAUCUCUCAAGAAAGAGAAACUGUGGAACAUUAGAUAUCUGGGAGCCAUACAGAUGGAUGCACUGGUUUGAAAGUGAGCAUACGUUUUUUCCCUCAACAGAUACACUACUGAUUUUAUUUUUUAAAGUAUGACUUUCAAGUGAAUUAAUUUUUUGGUUAGAAGAUUUGCUUCCUGAGUCCUUGUUACCUCUUGUUGAAGCCUCUAAAGGGCAUGUUGAAAGCUAAAGAGAGAGAAAAAAAAGACCAAUGCACAGUUAUCUCAUUUGCAGUAGCGACUGUAUUUGAGUUGUGCAAUAGGGUAUUUUGCACAGCAUCUUGUGGGAAAACAAUCUAGGCCUUUGGAUGUUACAGCUGUGUAGCUGGCUGGGUUUGAGAGGCCUGACUUAAAUGAGGAUUGUGAAGUUAGACUCAGCUUAUUUCUACUGAUUAGCAUUCUUCUGUGCAUACUUGGAAAUACAUUCACAGCGCACUAGAAGGCGAUGCAGUUUGGUUCCCUGGUUUGAGUUUGAACUGUCUUAUUUUAAAGGAUUUCUGAAUUAUUUUUUCCUUACAUUUCUCCUUCAUUCCAAAUCUUAACUCACUGACUAAUGGACUAUAAAGUAAAAAUACUUUGGAAGAGUAAGCACAGAUUGUUUCAAAUGAAUGUAUGCUUAUAAUAGAACAGAAAUUAUCUACAUUAAACUACUGUGCAUGUCAAUUACUUCAAACACUACCACAUAGCACUUUUAAGUUACUCUGGAAGCAAAAAAGAAAUAUAUAUAUAUAUAUAUGUGUGUGUGUGUAUAUAUAUAUAUAUAUAUAUAUAUAUAUAUAUAUAUAUAUAAAACAUAUAUGGUUUUCACACAAACCACAAGAACCAUUCAAAGAUUUUAAGUGGUCUAGAAUUAUUUAUUUUCUUUUUUUAAAAAGUCUGGGAUCAUUUUGAUCCUCUUUUUGGAGAAAUUUUUUGUCUGAUGGUUUUCCCUUGUGAAUGUUAUUACUACUGUUAGAAAUCUAGAACUAAACUAUUGAUGCUUCUAUCUUGAAAACAGGGUUCAUCUUUUGCCAAUAUCCAUGUUCUAAGAAUGGCAUAUCACUCGACUCUUGCUUAUUGUGAACACAGGCAUUUGCCCCCAAUUUUUUAUCUUUUUGUAUAUGGAUUAUAGCACUAUAGUCAUGAAUUUUCAGUGGUACCUCUCAGUAUUUGGGGAACGUUGCAAACAUAAGCAUUGGAUGUGUUAAAAACAAAACAAAACAAAACAACAAAACAUCACUUAUUACCAUGUAAUGCAGUGUCUUCUCUUAGGGUGGACAAACGUGUAGAAUUGUUUCACUGAUGCUACAUGUUGAUAACCCACAGUUUUAUAAGAAGUACAAGUCACAAAGAGGAGAAACAAAGGACUUCUUGUACUGGAUGCUUUGAGAACUUAAUUUUUCCUAGUUUGCUAUCAGAGUUUUGAUGCUGGGUUUGUUGUGCUUGGUUUUUAGAUUUCAUACGGUAUAUUAGAUGGUAGCAAUGCACUGGUAGAGAUGGUUUUUACUUAUUGACUCUGAAUUCAUUUCACUUUGAAUCUUUCAUGUUGUCUUCUGUAUGUAUAACUGUAUCGACCCUAUAAAAAAUGGGUUUAGUGAGUUUUGUGUUCAGAUUUGACCUGGUAACAAUAAUUUGUUUUUCAACUAUCAAGGGACAGAAAAUAUCCAUGUGUAUUGGUAUGUUCAUUAACAUAUUAUUAGGUACUAUAUGUGAAUGUAUUUAAAUGCCUUUCAUAAUCUCUGGCAAGAAUCUGUAAUUUGCACCAAGGGAAUCAAUUUAGCCCAGUGGGAAAAUAGUUCGGUUACCCUGGAGGGCUGUGUCGGCAGCUGUCUCUUUGAUCUGUGCUUAGAUUGUAAUGAAUAGACCAGGCAGCCAGCCUUGUCCAUUAACUUGGGUCUGGAAUGCAUUCCCCAUGACCUUGGACUGUUUCUCUGAUUGGAAGAGGGAGGGAGGUGGGUUUGGCCUGAUGCUCUCAAGUAGAGGAACAAGAAGUCCAGCGGAGGGAGAAAGCCUCACCGUUCUAAACACUCCUCAUCUGUGGCAGUGUUUCUUCCUCUGAGCAUUGUGAUUGUGAGCCUUGGCUAAUGGGAUUGUGUGUAUUUCAUACAAAUUUUACACGAUAUCCAUUGAUAAAUUCUUAAGGAGCAAAAUUCCUUUUCUGCAUCUGUAUUCCAAGAUAAUAGAAGUACUAAGAUAUUUAUGAAAAUACAAAUGACUCACAGGGACUUUCCUUUGUGGAUUGUGCAGUGUUUCUUAGGAUUCUCUGGCACUGAUACCUUUACCAGCAUGUGAUAUGUGAAAUAAAAUGGAUUUUUCUACAGCUUAAUGAUUGCCCUCUGGGGAGAGUUCUGGUACAGCAAUCACACUACCAGAUGGUGUUUAUGGGCUAUUUGUGUAAGUGGUAAGAUACUAUGAAAUAAGUGUGCUUUCCUCUGGUGGAAACUCUUGAUGCAUGUGUUUUCUUGUGGAAUAAAUUUUGGUGCAAUAUGAUGUCACUCAGUGUUGCAUUGCAUUUAUUUCAGUUGUAUUUAUGUACAUGUAUACCUGUCAUGGUUCUGGUUCAAACUUUGUAUACCUAUUUUUGUACAUAUUUUUAGUAGAAAAUACUUUAAAUGGAAAUUAAAUAAACAUUUGAUAGUUUACCUAAUAAAA
Dama dama (fallow deer) is the source of this 9503-nucleotide messenger RNA. RefSeq names its product solute carrier family 7 member 11 (gene SLC7A11). Gene Ontology annotation, biological process: amino acid transmembrane transport. Gene Ontology annotation, cellular component: membrane. The record is from RefSeq and is a predicted model, not a curated record. The coding region runs from base 132 to 1643 and encodes 503 amino acids. The transcript has 12 exons. Lineage: Eukaryota; Metazoa; Chordata; Mammalia; Artiodactyla; Cervidae. Gene Ontology annotation, molecular function: L-amino acid transmembrane transporter activity.